Messenger RNA from Plasmopara halstedii, 1143 nucleotides. Its product is annotated as retrotransposon ty1-copia subclass. Lineage: Eukaryota; Oomycota; Peronosporomycetes; Peronosporales; Peronosporaceae. The record is from RefSeq and is a predicted model, not a curated record. Gene Ontology annotation, molecular function: zinc ion binding; nucleic acid binding. The transcript is spliced from 3 exons. Gene Ontology annotation, biological process: DNA integration. Bases 1 to 1143 code for a protein of 380 amino acids.
AUGGAAGAAGAAGAAGCUGUGCUGGAGCACAUCAAUAAGAUCGAAACGCUGGCGAAGCAGCUCAACGCAGUAGGCGCUCCGGUCAGUAAGGACGGCCUGAUCAUUACGCUUCUCGCCAGUCUCAACGAGUGGUACGCGGUUCUCAUCACGGCAUUGGAGUCAAGAGCCGACUCGUUAUCGUGGGAGUUCGUGACGUCUCGGCUGCUACACGAAGACUUAAAGCGCAAAGAGCAAGGUAGCGGUGUCGAUGGAACCGUGCACAGCCAAGGUCAAGCGUUUGUAUCGACGGAAGAUGGACGCCGCAAGGUACGACAAGUGACAGUGAAGGGUAACAGCACCGGUCACUACUGCGGUGAACAUGGGCAUUGGAUUGCCAAGUGCCCGACUCGGAUUCGCGAGAAUGCCGAGCGACAACGGCCGCAGCACUCAAACACUGCACAAAAUGAUGACGAUUCUGUCGAUUAUCUUUUCUCGGCUGGCGACAUUGCGUGUACGGUCAAGUCAAGUUGCGUGUGGCUGGUUGACUCUGGUGCGACACAGCACAUGACGUAUUCGAUAGAGUACAUGAUGAAUUACACGAAAGUUGCACCAGUCAACGUUCGUCUCGCGGACGAUGACGUGGUGCAAGCGAUUAGAACGGGCGAUAUUGUGAUGUCGAUGAUGACACCACGUAAAAUGAAAAAGGUCAUUUUCGAGCGCGAUGAGUGCUUUGCGGAGGCAAAGGGGUUAAGCUGGAAGCUUGAUGCCCACAAAGGAAAAGGACUGCUCAAGCUAUACAGCUCGUUCCGCUGCAUGCGGUAUUUCGUUACCGACAUCGACAAGUACUCGCACUUUACCAUGGCGUACUUGCUGCGAAAGAAGUCAGAAGUUGCAAGAAAUUUUGCUUCUUUUGUCGCAUACGCAGAGACUCAGAUUGGGAAAGUCGUGAAAGCUCUUUGUUGUGAUAAUGGUGGCGAGUAUUCGUCUGGCCAAUUGGCAAAAUUUUGUCAGCGCCGUGGUAUUGUGCAAAGUUUUACGCCGCCAGAUACGCCUCAGCUCAAUGGAGUGGCUGAGCGUAUGAACAGGACAUUGGUGGAAUGUGCGCGCUGUAUGAUUGAACACGCAAAACUACCCAAGGCGUAUUGGGGAAGCAGUGAUGACUGA